Mauremys reevesii (Reeves's turtle) is the source of this 1301-nucleotide messenger RNA. RefSeq names its product transmembrane protein 68-like. The record is from RefSeq and is a predicted model, not a curated record. Gene Ontology annotation, molecular function: acyltransferase activity. Lineage: Eukaryota; Metazoa; Chordata; Testudines; Geoemydidae. Gene Ontology annotation, cellular component: membrane. The transcript has 8 exons. The coding region runs from base 299 to 1279 and encodes 326 amino acids.
UUUCCACAAGCACCCGAAACUGGCACCAGCCCUUCUGCCGGGUGCCGCCCUCCUCCCCCGGCCGGGACCCAGCGGCGCUGGAGACAAACCGGAGCGCGGAGCUCAGAGCCGGAGCCCGAAACACCAAGCACUAUAAUUAAGGUUUCAUAGUGGCUUCCAUUGGGAGGGAGAGAAGAAGUGGGGAGAGGACCAUUUAUGAAGGAGCAAACUGCAAGUUCCUUAUUUUGGGGCCAGGUUAAGAAGCUGAUUUGAUUACGAAGAGAGUUUGACUCGGUUUGCCUAAUUCUUUCAACAGAAGAUGUUAAGUAAAAGUGAAUCCCAUACUCCAUGGCAGGAAUCAGUGAUUAGCUCGACCUGGCUGACUAACAUAUUAGAAGAAUGGACUGGUGUGGAGUACCACUGUUUAUACUAUAUCAGCUUCAUCUUGUUGGUGUUAAACAUAAUAAUCUUUGCACCUCUUUUAAUUUUCAUGAGCAGUUGUUGGUUUUUAAAUCUUCUCCUGCACAUUUACAAGAGAAAGAAUGGAUUAGAUGAGGAUUUCUCCAAUAAGUCAUGGGACAACGUGAAGUUCAUGCUGACAUCAAUACUUAGUAUGCAUGGAAAACUGUGGCACGGUUAUGAGCUUCAUGGUAUGGAAAAAAUUCCGGAAGGACCAGGGCUUAUAGUUUAUUACCAUGGAGCCAUUAAUAUAGACUACUCCUACUUCGUCUGUAAUCUUUAUAUACAGACGGGAAGAUUCUGUUACUCAGUAGUUGAUCACUUCUUUUCUAAGUUACCAGGAAUAGCACUGCUUUUUAGCCUGUUUCCUGCAGUGCAUAGUGGAAGAGACAAAAGUGUUGAAAUUCUGAAGAAAGGCAACUUAUUGGGUGUCUCACCAGGUGGAACUCGAGAAGCAUUCUUUAGUGAUGAAAACUACAACCUCUUGUGGGGUAAUCGCAAAGGCUUUGCUCAAGUGGCCAUAGAUGCAAAAGUGCCCAUCAUCCCUUUGUUUACACAGAAUAUUCGGGAAGGAUAUAGGACAUUUGGAAAAAUAGGGUUUUUUAGGUGGUUCUAUGAAAAGUCUCGAUUGCUACUCAUUCCUAUGUAUGGAGGGUUCCCAGUCAAACUUCGCACCUAUGUUGGAGAUCCCAUUCCAUAUGAUCCAAAUAUAACAGCUACGGAACUAGUUGAAAAGACAAAGAUUGCCAUUGAAAAACUAAGAGACAGACACCAAAAACUACCAGGAAGUAUACUAAGAGCUCUGUUGGAACGAUUUGAUAAACAUCAGAAAGAAGACUAGUGUAUUUAAAUAUUGUUAAAUA